Molecule: messenger RNA, 1266 nt
Organism: Armigeres subalbatus
Lineage: Eukaryota; Metazoa; Arthropoda; Insecta; Diptera; Culicidae
Exons: 2
Coding region: 1-1266 (421 amino acids)
Source: RefSeq, a predicted model, not a curated record
AUGAACACCCUGAGAGGUUUCGAACGCGUCCUCGGGAUAUCUUGGAUACCGAGGGAGGACCUGUUCUGUUUCACGACAAGCCUACGAGAUCUUGGAACACUCGUGGAAGCCAAAGUUGCGCCGACAAAGAGGAAGAUGCUGAGCUUCGUCAUGAAGAUCUACGAUCCGUUGGGGUUGGUCGGUUUCCUAGUUAUCCAAGGAAAAAUAUUACUGCAAGACGUGUGGAAGAAGUCGUGGUUGCAAGUUUUGAAGGAGCUAAACUCCGUUCGAAUCCCUCGAAGCUACUUUCCUGGAUAUGAUCCGGCCUGUUAUGAUGACCUAGAGCUUCACAUAUUCGUGGAUGGAAGUGCACAAGCCUAUUCUUCCGCGGCGUACUUUCGCGUCAAAGAUCGAGGGCAGAUACGAUGUGCCUUGGUUGCAUCCAAAACAAAGGUAGCUCCGCUUCAGAUAGUUUCGAUUCCACGAAUAGAACUGCAAGCGGCCGUGAUUGGUGCACAUCUGCGCAAAGCGAUCGAGGAUGGCCAUUCGAUCCAGGUUAAACGCACGUACUUUUGGAGCGACUCCAGCAACGUUGUAUCGUGGAUCAAGUCAGACACCCGCCGAUACCGGCAGUAUGUAGCGUUCAGAGUCAACGAAGUAUUGAACCUGUCCAAAGUUGAAGAAUGGUGUUGGCUUGGGACGAAGAACAAUGUUGCAGAUGAAGCUACGAAGUGGGAGAAGGGUCCGAAUUGCAAUCCUGAGAGCCGAUGGAUGUGUGGGCCUGCCUUCCUUUAUGAAGCUGAAAACGAUUGGCCGAAGCACAAACCCACGAAAGCAGACGAAGUGGAAGAGCUGAGACCUGCGUACGUGUGCAGUCACUUGCUGUCUGUGCCGAUGAUCGACCUGUCGAGAUUCUCAAAAUACGAGCGACUACUUCGGAGCGUGGCCCACAUGUUCCGGUUCAGCGAGAAACUUUCGCAACGAAUCGGAAGGUCAACAUUCGACGAUUCUGGAACAAUUAUCCGUGAAAACCUUCGGAGUGCGGAAGAGUAUCUGUGGCGACUUGCGCAGUCAGACUGUUAUUCGGACGAGGUGGCUACGUUGAAGCGGAACAUGGAACGCGAUCCGGAAGACCAACAAUCGUUGUGUUGGAGUAGUCCACUAGUUAAUUUUCCGGCCGUCAUGGAUGAGCAUGAGUUGAUGCGUGUAGAUGGUCGUAUUGGAGCUGCGGACUGUCUGGAAUAUGAUGCCAAGUUUCCGGUUAUUCUACCUCACCGCUGGCGCUGA